Messenger RNA from Geodia barretti, 1683 nucleotides. The record is from the annotation of a GenBank genome assembly. NCBI's taxonomy places the organism in Eukaryota, Metazoa, Porifera, Demospongiae, Tetractinellida, Geodiidae.
AUGCGUGGAGCCGAAGCAGUUGUCCGGGCCCUAGAACAGGAAGGAAUACGUUACAUAUCCGGUUUUGCCGGCGGUGGACUCGCCCCCCUCUGGGGCCCCUUGCGCGCCUCCACGGUACGGCCAUUUGCCGCCCGCAACGAGCGCCUCGGCGUUGAGAUUGCCGACGGCUACGCCCGCGCCACGGGUGAGGUCGGCGUCGCAAUGACCGGCACCGGGCCGGGCGCCACCAACUGCCUCACCGGCAUCGCCGGUUGCUAUGCCGACAACGUUCCCGUGCUGCUCCUUAUGGGUCAGCACCCGCUGCGGAACCUCGGCCAGGAGUGGCAGCAGGAGGUCUCCGCCAGCAUCUUCGACGGCCUGUGCAAGUGGCGCGGCUCCUUCACCCGCGUCCAGGACAUCCCCCAGGUUAUGCGCCGCGCCUUCACCGCGCUCCGUUCCGGGUCCCCCGGACCGGUGGUGCUGGAAAUGCACCAGGACGUCCUCACCGCCGAGGCCGACGAGUCGGUUCUCGCCUACACCCCGGUAGGUACCCCCGGCAAGUCCGGCCCCGCCGAUGCCGAAGUCCAGCGCGCCGCAGAUAUGCUGGUCGGCGCGAGCCUCCCAGUCCUCAACGCCGGGGGUGGCGCCAUGAGCGCCGGCGCCGCUGAUGAAGUCCGCGAGCUCGCCGAACUGCUCUCCAUGCCCGUCGCCACUACCAUUAUGGGCAAGGGCAUCUUCCCAGAAAAUCACCCGCUCUCCCUCGGCGGCGGCGUCUACCCCCGCAGCCGUUACGCCUCCGGCGCCGCCAUCCAGAUCAACCGGAAAGCCGAUGUCGUCCUCGCCGUCGGAAACUCCUUCCGCCAGCCCAACGGCACCGACGGCCGGCCAAUCCCGGCCGGCGUCAGCAUCAUCCACAUCAAUGCCGAUCCCGCUGACAUCAACAAGACCUACCAGGUCGAUCUCCCUAUGCUCGCGGACGCCAAGCUGGCCCUCCGCGCCAUCAUCGACGCCGUCCGCCAGCGCAUCGGCCCCAGCGGCGGCGGCAUCAAGCAGGAAAUCGUUGAUGAGAUCCGCGCGUGCCACGAGAAAUCCGAGGCCGAGUGGAUGCCGCGCUUCACCGACUCUGAGACCCCUACCAACGGGUACCGUGUCGUCCAUGAGCUGCAGCAGCUGAUCGACCCGGACCGCACCAUCGCCCUCCAUGACGCUGGGGGCAGCCGCGGUUACGUGGUUCCCUUCUGGCAAACCACUCGCCCGCGCAACUUCGUCGCAAUGGGCGGUAUGGCUGCCAUGGGUUGGUCCGUCGGCGCUGCCAUCGGCACCAAGCUCGGCCGUCCUGACCAUCUGGUCGUGCACGUCCUCGGCGACGCGUCCUUCGGCAUGACCGGCAUGGACCUGGAGACCGCCUCCCGCAUGGGCCUGCCCAUCCUCACCGUCGUCAUUAAUAACGGCGGGACCGGCGGCGGCAUGAUGGGCAUGGAAGACCCCAACGGAACACCCCCGGAGAUGGCCGUCCUCGGCGGUAACUUCAGCGUCGUUGCCAACGGCCUCGGUUGCUUCUCCGAGCGGGUGGAGCAUCCCGAGGACAUCCGCCCGGCCUUCCAGCGCGCCAUCCGCGCCACCGAGGAAGGCCAGUCCGCCCUCGUCGAGGUCAUGAUCCGCCCGCUGCCGACUCCGGAAAUCCCGGACGACUGGUCGCUAUAA